AUGAAAGCUUCAAGCUCUGUAUUCAGUGCUUCAAUCCUUUUGUUUUCAAUUUCAUUGGUAGCAUCAGAUUCAGCUCUUGAUAGAUUUCUUCAAUGCCUUCCCAAGAAUUCCAACCCUUCAAACCCAAUCAAUGAUGCCAUAUUCACUCCCAUGAAUUCCUCCUUUCAGUCUAUUUAUGAGUUACGCGCGAACAACCUUAGAAGCUUGUACUCUGCAACCUUGAAACCAGUGGCCAUUAUAACAGCACUACAUGAAUCCCAUGCUCAAGCAACUGUCGUUUGUGCGAAGAGACAUGGCUUCCAAAUCAGAAUUCGAAGUGGUGGUCAUGAUUUUGAAGGCCUAUCAUUUGUAUCAAGCGUCCCAUUUGUCAUUCUUGAUCUCUUCAAUCUUCGGUCUAUAGAGAUUGAUAUGGCAAGCGAGACGGCAUGGGUUCAGGCAGGGGCGACCACCGGUGAACUAUAUUAUCGGAUAGCAGAGAAAAGUAAAGUCCAUGGCUUCCCAGCUGGAGUUUGCAUUACUCUUGGCACUGGGGGACACUUCAGUGGAGGUGGCUAUGGACCCAUGAUGAGAAAAUAUGGCCUUUCCAUAGAUAAUGUCCUUGACGCCCAACUGAUUGAUGCCAAUGGUCGAAUCCUUGACAGAAAGUCAAUGGGAGAAGAUGUGUUUUGGGCAAUCCGAGGAGGUGGAGGAACUAGCUUUGGGAUCAUCCUUUCAUGGAAGAUCAAGCUGGUCCGUGUUCCUCCUAAGGUUACUGUUUUCAUAGUCAUAAGGACUUUAGAACAAGGAGCAACAGAUCUUGCUUAUCGUUGGCAACAAGUUGCCCAUAAACUACCUAAAGAACUUUUCAUCAGACUGGCGCCUCGGCCUUUGAUUGGAACUGGCAAGGGCAACAAAACAGUACAGGUUCCUUUCAUCGGCCAUUUUCUUGGACAAACUGAUGAACUUGUUCAACUGGUGAACUCAAACUUGCCUGGAUUGGGUUUGCAACGAAGUGACUGCUUAGAAAUGAGUUGGGUCGAAUCCGUCCUUUUCUGGACCGGUUUCCCCAAUGGAACCUCCAUUGACGUCUUGCUCAAACACAGAGUGCAAACAGACAAAGUCUUCUACAAGACUAAGUCCGAUUACUUCAAAGAAGUAAUUCCCAAGGCAGGCUUGGAAACCUUAUGGAAUUUGCUGAUGGACAUCGAAAAUAUCUAUGUGCAGCUAAAUCCUUACGGUGGAAGAAUGGGAGAGAUUACAGAGUCGGAAACAGCAUUUCCCCAUAGAGCUGGAAACCUAUUCAAAGUGCAGUAUACAGUGCUUUGGUCGGACGCCCAAGGAGGAAUCAAUGCUACAGAGCGGUAUUUGGAAUGGUCCAGAAGAUUGUACAGUGCAAUGGCACCGUACGCCUCCAGCAGCCCAAGGGAGGCAUUUCUCAACUACAGAGAUCUUGACGUUGGCAGCAACGACAGCAACAACACAGAUUUUGCAGCAGCCGAAGUUUAUGGGGCUAAGUUUUUCAAGGGCAAUUUCCAGAGAUUGGUGCUUGCCAAAACCAUGAUAGACCCUCACAAUUUCUUCAAAAAUGAACAAAGCAUUCCCCCAUUCCCAUCCUAUAUACAAUAAGUUCAAAUGAUGAUGGGAGCAUAAAAUGUUGAUUGCUUCCUUGUCACCCCUAAUGUUAAUAAUAAUUCAUUCAAAGAGCUAUUUGGACAG
Molecule: messenger RNA, 1695 nt
Organism: Theobroma cacao (cacao)
Lineage: Eukaryota; Viridiplantae; Streptophyta; Magnoliopsida; Malvales; Malvaceae
Source: RefSeq, a predicted model, not a curated record